Molecule: messenger RNA, 4737 nt
Organism: Dermatophagoides farinae (American house dust mite)
Lineage: Eukaryota; Metazoa; Arthropoda; Arachnida; Sarcoptiformes; Pyroglyphidae
Biological process (GO): siRNA processing
Cellular component (GO): nuclear RNA-directed RNA polymerase complex
Molecular function (GO): RNA-directed RNA polymerase activity
Source: RefSeq, a predicted model, not a curated record
AAAGCAACGUUUUGCUUAUAAAUAUUUUUAGUCAUUUCAUUUGAUCUGUAUAAUUGUUUGAAAAAUUCAAUAAUUGUUAAAAAACAAUGAUUUCCAAUAAUCAUUUCAAUGUUACAAGAAUUCCGAGCAAAAAUAAUAAGCCUAUGAUCGAAGUUACUGAGAUUAGUGAUGGCCAAUCGAAUCAUAGUGCACAUGCUGAAGAGAAAAACCUUUUGUCUACAAUUGUAAAUAAUGCCAAUUCGAAAUCAGCUCCAAUCAUAUUGACAAUAAUCAAAUUUCGUCAGUUAAACAUUGAUAAUGCGCAUACAAUGAAUUCAGAUGAAGAAUUCCAGCAAACAGCUUCGUUUUUAAUUGACAUGUUUGAACAUCUUGAUUGUACGGCAUUAAUUCAUCCUAACUAUUUCAGAAGUCAUCUAAUUUUGAAAAUUAUCAUAAAAUUUUGUUCAAAAUCAAUAUCCAAUGAUACGUCAUUCUUAUUGAAUGUAUUGGGCGAGUUGCAGAAAAUAUUUAGACAUCCAACUGUUCCUCGGCUGUUAAUCGAAUUUCCAUUCAAUACAAUGAAUCGUUUAAUGUCGGAAAUAUUUGCAGAGAUGCAUGUUCAAUGUAAUUUUUUCAAAUUAAAACUCAAUUCUUUGUCCAUUGGAUCGAUAGUAAAUCUUUCACAUUAUGUGAAUCGUUUGAAUAUCUUAACUGAAAGUUCGAUUGAUAUCGACUUUAAUCGCAAAAUGUUGAGACUACAUUUUUUCGUUAACAAGAUGGCCAACGACGACCUUGGAUAUCGGAUGGAAAUUAAUUUUGAAUCAAUCAAAUUUUUAGCACUCGACUUGAGCCAUUUUUCUGAUCUGAAUAAUGUUCGUUUUUAUUUGGAAUUGAAUGCUGCACCAUUUCUAUUUACAGGCAUAAAGAUCAAAGAUGGUCGAAAUAAAACAUGGAAACCCCAUUGGAAUCGAAUCAAAGAUUUUUUGGGAUGUUUUCAUGGUAAAACAGAAUCAUUUAAGCCAUUAUUGUUAGACCAACCUUUCCAAAACGAUCCAGCUUUGUUGGGUUAUGGUCUUGGGUAUCGAUUGGAUGUCAGAACCAAGAAUAGCUUACAAGUGCUCUUAUAUUUAUCUUAUACAUGUAAAGAAACGAAUCCAACAUUUUCGUUAUACAUUUGUAGCAUUAAAGAUGCUCAAUGCGCUGUUCAAAUGAAUAUGGAACAAAUCUCUCACAUGAUCAACAAAAAUUUUUACGAUGAUUUUGCCAUCAAUUAUGCUUGUAAUGCAUUAUUCUUCAAAUCGUAUGCAAUCAUUGAUUCAUUGGCAUAUGAAGAUUAUCCACAAAAAAUGAUCAGAUUUUUCAAUCAAAUCAAAAAACUGAGGAGUGAAGAAUCCUCAUCAUUUGUCGAGGAAAUCUUUUAUUCAUUGUGUUCUUCAUGCGAGAAUCGAAUUUUCGAUUUAAUUGCCGAUUUGGAUUUUCUAAAAAACGAAAAACGACAAAUAUUGGCAGUGAAACAAAAAAAAGACUAUAAUCGUCAUGACCAUGUCCUAAUGCGAAGAGUCAAUUUGACACCAUGUCGCAUCGAAUUUUUCCGUCCAAUGAUUCUACUUCGUUCGAGAUUCGCAAACAUAGCCAAUCUCGAUUAUGCAUUACGUUUAACAAUAUCCGAAGACAACAACAAGCAGUUAUGUGCUUAUCUCAGUGAUACUGAUUUCAUCAAAAAAAACAUCAAACCACAUUUAUUGAAAGGAAUUAAGUUAAGUGACCGUUUGUUUGAAUUCCUUGGUUCAUCAUCAAGCCAGAUGCGUGAUAGUGGCAUCAUUUUCUAUGCUCGUGAUGAUAAACAGCCACCCCUUACAGCCGAUGCUAUACGUGAAAUGAUUGGCGAUCUUUCCCAGUAUAAACGUAAGGUCGCCAAAUACAUCUCACGAUUGGGGCUGAUUUUUUCACAGGCCAUGACUUUUUAUCCAUACGAUAAGUCCACCAUGGUUGUCAAGACUAGUGAUCUAACGACUAAAAAUAAAGAAUUUUGUUUCUCUGAUGGCAUUGGUAUCAUAUCAAAAAGUUUAGCUGAAAAAUUCCUACCCUUAUUACGCAUACCGUCAAAUUAUUUUCCAUCAGCAUUUCAAAUCCGUCAUGGUGGUUGUAAAGGAAUGUUGGUGUGCUAUGAAGAUUUCAAAAAAGAUGUUAUCAUAUUCCGUGAUUCGAUGAUCAAAUUCCAAUCUGAAGAUUAUAAUUUGGGCAUACUUAAAUUUUCGAUGGCACGUUUACUUUACCUAAAUCGUCCAUUCAUACAGAUUUUGGAUCAGCAACGGGUGCCUAGUCAUGUUUUUCAUAAGAUUUUUACGGAGAGCACCAAAUCGAUAACUGAUGCUUUGAUGUUCGAAAAAGAUGCUUUGAAAUUAAUUAUGACUUAUAACAAUCGUAAUUUGCCGUAUAAAAAACUAUACGCUGCUGGAUUAUCCAUUCUUAAUGAACCAUUUAUGCGACGAAUACUUUAUCAUUUAAUUCGUUAUCGGCUCAAAGAAUUAAAAACAAGAGUUCGAAUACCUUUACCCCAUACGAUUGGAAGAAUUGCAUUCGGUGUAAUCGAUGAAAAUCGUAAGCUUGAACCAGGUGAAAUAUUUUUUCAAUACUCUGAAUUGGAUUCGCAAAAUUGCCCGACCGGAAAAACAUUCAUUAUUGAAAAUGAAAUCGUAAUGGUAACAAAAUUUCCGUGCCUCUCGUUAGGCGAUGUUCGUAAAUUUCGAGCUGUCAAUAUACCUGGCCUAUCUCAUAUCAAAGAUUGUUUAGUAUUUCCUGCUAAAGGAGACAGACCGCAUACAGAUGAAAUGGGUGGAUCAGAUUUAGAUGGAGAUGAAUUUGCCAUCGUCUGGCGUUCAGAUCUGAUAUUUCCUGGUGAUAAUUAUAAACCAAUGGAUUUCACUGCAGAAUCAAGCCAAGAAUUAUCUAGUGAUCUUAGUAUCAACGACAUUGUUGAUUUUUAUUGUGAUUUUCUUCUGGAGAAUAAUGUCGGACAAAUAGCCAAUUGUCAUCUAAUGUUUUCAGAUUUCCAUCCGAAAGGAUUAUAUUCUGAAGAAUGUGAAGAAUUGGCCAAAAAAUAUAGUAUUUCAUUAGACUUUCAGAAAAAUGGCGUGAAUGCAACCUUGAAUAUGAAAUACAAACCGAACAAAAAUUGGGUUCGACCCGAUUUUAUGGAGAAACAUGAAUUUAAUAAUUGUUAUCUAUCAUCAAAAAUUCUGGGUCAAUUUUAUCGUAAUUGCCGUUUAUUAGAAAACAUGAUUUUUAUGUCUGAUCAUAAUUUGUUGUCAUUGGAAGAGAAUUCUUUUCAAAAACAACUCCCAAAUUUAACCAUAGAUGGUUGGACUAAAUUUCAAACUGAUGCCAAUGAAACGUUCAUCGAAUAUUGUCAUUUUGCCAUCGAAACAAUGGAAAUGAUGGGUAUAGAUUCUGAAGCUGCAAUGAUCAGCAAUGUUUAUGAAGAUAAAUCUGAUGCUUCGGGUUUGGUUUUUGAUAAAUUAUUUCAAUAUUUCAAUAAUAAAUAUAAAUUACAAGCGGAAACUAAAUCGGAAUCUGAAAGAUUGUUACUUACGUCAGCUUGGUAUACAAUUUGUUUCAAAAAAUGCCACCUUCUACAAUAUCAUUAUAGAAAUCAACCAUUGUUGGGUUUACCGUUUUUGAUACCUGACGAACUUAUCAAGUUGAUUGCGUAUAAACGAAAACAAGAUACACUUGAAGUUAAUAAGGAUAUCAUUUCGCCUUAUCCAUUAGAUGAUGGAAUAAUUCAAUUCACUUGCUAUUUGAUUAUGUAUUGGAUAGAUAAAUUUAAUGUUUUGUUUAAUUAUCAAAUGAAACCCGUUCUUACAAUUCAGAAACUUGACAAAUGGAUAACCAUCAGCGAAAGAGAAUUAUUGAAAAAUUUCAUUCAGAAAAAGCUUACUGAGAAGGACAUAACAAAGAUUCGUAACGAAUUUUCUAAUCAUUAUCAAUCGAAUGCAAUCAAUGAUCGCCAAAAAUCUAUAAUUUUAUUAUUUAAUUAUUUCUUGUAUUGGAUGUACGAUCUAUGUAAUUAUGCAAAUGAAAUUAUACGCACCAAACGAUUGGAUGAACUGAUGUUUUUAAGGUAUUCAGUAUUUGCAAUCGAUUUUGUAAAUAUAAUCAAUUCUGGCAUUCAACAUCGUCAUCUAUCUGGUCAGGAAUUGAGUGAAAUUUAUUGUAAACAGUUGGAUGACAAAUUUCAUAAAUUAAAUGCUAUUCAGCCUAAAAAAAGUAAAUUUUCCUUAAUAAAUGUCGUUCAACCCAUUGAUAAGAUGGAUUUAAAUUUUUUCAAAAAAAUUAAAUUGUUUACUGGGGCCAUCUAUAAAAUGGAUGUUUUUGAUCAAGAAAAUUUUCGUAUCAUGUCCGGAUCUUUUGAUGUGACAAAAUUUUAUAAAGAUCUUUCCGUAAUGCCACAAAGCUGGCUUCAUUAUCCAUACGAUGUCAAUAACAAAAAUUGUAACAAUUUGAAAUUAUAUCAGAUCGAAUAUUUUACAAUCGAAGUUAUUGGAUUUCGAUCAACCAUUUCAUUGUUACGAUUAUUAUUAGGACAUCCAGAUUUCUACAAAAAUAUAUAUCAAAAAAUUCAAUUGCCUACUCCUGAAAAUGUCAAGAUCUAUAAUGUAAAAUCUAACUGAAUUUAUCGAUAUGAUUGCUAGACAUAAAUUUCUUGCAAAAUUAUUCAACCAAACAAGAAGAAGAAAUUUAAUCUCCAAUUGAAAU